AUGCAUUGUUCCAAGCAGCCUAAGCAUAUCCAGACUCUGAUGCUUAUGCAGUGGCCCUUGAGCUACCUUGCCAUAUUUUUUAUCUUGCAGCCAUUAUUCUUUUAUCUGCUAUUUACAUGGUUGUGGCCAAUACCAGCUCUUUACCUUGUCUGGUUAUUCCUGGACUUCAAGACUCCAGAUCAAGGUGGCAGACGUUCAGCCUGGGUAAGGAACUGGUGUAUCUGGAAUCACCUCAGGGACUAUUUCCCUAUUAAGAUUGUGAAGACUAAAGACCUGUCACCUGAGCAAAAUUACGUCAUGGGGGUUCACCCUCAUGGUAUCUUGACCUUUGGUGCCUUCUGCAACUUCUGUACUGAGGCCACGGGUUUCUCGAAGAUGUUUCCAGGCAUCACUCCCCACUUGGCUACGCUCUCCUGGUUCUUCAAGACCCCCCUUGUUAGAGACUACCUCAUGGCCAAAGGUGUGUGUUCCGUGGCUCGGACAUCCAUUGACCACCUGCUGAGUCAUGGCUCUGGAAACCUUGUGGGCAUUGUAGUGGGAGGGGUGGGAGAAGCCCUGCAAAGUGUGCCCAAUGCCACCACCCUCAUCCUUCGGAAGCACAAGGGAUUUGUACGCACAGCCCUCCAACAUGGGGCUCAUCUGGUACCUACCUUUACUUUUGGAGAAACUGAGGUGUAUGACCAGGUGCUGUUCCAUAAAGACAGCUGGAUGUACAAGUUUCAGAGCUAUUUUCGCCAAUUCUUUGGUUUCUAUUGCUGUGUCUUCUAUGGAAAAGGUUUCCGCCAAAACUCCCUUGGGAUCCUGCCAUACUCACUGCCAAUCAUCACUGUGGUAGGGGAGCCUCUACCAUUGCCCAAAAUUGAAAACCCCAGCCAGGAAGUGGUGGACAAAUACCACACACUCUACAUGGAUGCCCUGCACAAACUUUUUGAAGAACAUAAGGCCCAUUAUGGCUUCUCGAAGACCCAAAAGUUGAUUUUCCUGUGA
Sorex araneus (European shrew) is the source of this 987-nucleotide messenger RNA. It is a transcript of the gene AWAT1, whose product is annotated as acyl-CoA wax alcohol acyltransferase 1. The transcript is spliced from 7 exons. Gene Ontology annotation, biological process: lipid metabolic process. Gene Ontology annotation, cellular component: endoplasmic reticulum membrane. Bases 1 to 987 code for a protein of 328 amino acids. Gene Ontology annotation, molecular function: long-chain-alcohol O-fatty-acyltransferase activity. The record is from RefSeq and is a predicted model, not a curated record. Lineage: Eukaryota; Metazoa; Chordata; Mammalia; Eulipotyphla; Soricidae.